AUGAAUAUCAGCACGAAAGGAUAUCCCGAAACCCACGACAAUGGUUUCCCUGCCCGUCCUGUCGAACUCAUAGAUGAUGGCGAGGACUAUACAGCAAAAUCAAAGCAGCGCAGCAAGCGGAAAAGCAAGGGCGUCAACAUCGAAGCCGAAGACGACUCGUCGAAGCGGCGGUGCGUCUCGACAGCGUGUAUCGCCUGCCGGAAACGGAAAAGUAAGUGUGACGGUAACUUACCCGCUUGUGCCGCCUGUUCCCAAGUCUAUCAAACCGCAUGCAUCUACGAUCCCAACUCCGACUUGCGCAGGAAAGGCGUGUACAAGAACGACGUUGACAAAUUGAAGACGCGCAACACGACCCUUCAGACGUUGAUCGAAGCCAUCUUGAACUCAUCGGAGGAUGACGUACCUGAUCUUGUCAAAGAGAUCCGAAGCUGCACUGACCUCGAUGCGGUUGCGGAUCGCAUUGCCGCGAAAAAGAACGGUACUCUCGAGCCCAACGAGAAUGAUGACAAAGGCUCUCACUCUGGUGAUCAGUCGUUAGCACGGGAGGCGACUUUCGAGAAGCAACUCUAUGGCAAGAUGGGUCAACUUCGCCUCGAUGAAGGUUCGGUGCGCUACUUUGGUGGCACCUCCAAUCUGAUUCAGUUUGGACAGAGCGACGAAGACAUCUCGAGCACCGAUGAGAUCUCGGAAUUCGCUCAUGUCAACCCAAUCGCGUCGUGGACCAACGUAACGUCCGAUCCGGAUCUCAUUACACACUUGCUCAACAUGUAUUUCACUUGGCACUAUCCUAGCUUCGUAUGCUUGUCGAAGGAGCUGUUCUACGAAGACUUUCAUCGCGGUAGAUCUUUGCAAAGUACCAAUCGGUCCCGGCUAUACUGCACACCUGUACUGGUCAACGCAAUGCUUGCGCUGGGCUGCCACUUCACCUCAGUCGCCGGUACCCGUGAUGAUCCCGACGACUCGGCGACCGCCGGGGACCAUUUCUUCCGUGAAGCCAAGAGGCUCAUAAUGGAACACGACGAGCAUGAGAAGCCUUCUCUGGCGACCGUACAAGCUUUCGGCCUCAUGUCAGUUCGAGAGGCUGGAUGCGGAAGAGAAGCCAAGGGUUGGGUAUACAGUGGAAUGGCGUUUCGCAUGGCGUGCGACAUGGGUCUCAACCUUGACUCGACUCAGCUCUCCUCUGAUCGGCCGCUCAAUGGGAACGAGGUUGAAGACGAUGCUCGGCGCAUGACUUUCUGGGGUUGCUUCCAAUUCGACAAGUACUGGUCAAAUUACAUGGGGCGUCUGCCGCAAAUUCCGACCGAGCACGUCAGUGUUUCGCUAUUCGACGUAUUCCCGGAUGAGGACUCGGCGCCUUGGCGGCCUUACACCGAUUCAGGCUUCACUCAGGCAUACACUCAGCCAGCAAGGACACGUGCUGUUGCGCGCGAGAUGAUUAAGCUGUGUCAGAUUAGCAAUGAUCUGAUGAAGAACUUCUAUGAUCCGGCGGACAUGGAGAAAACCAAAGGAAAGGCUUCAGAACUGAAGAAAUUGUCGGACAUCCACACCAGGCUUGAGUCAUGGCGGAGAGACCUUCCGAAGGAGUUGGAGCCUCGAGAAGGAGGACUUUCCCACGUGCUCAUCAUGCACAUGUUCUUUCAACUACUGUUCAUUCACUUAUUUCGACCAUUCUUGAAAUAUACACAAACGACAUCUCCCUUGCCCGCAAAUGUCAGCCCUAGAAAGCUCUGUACACAAGCAGCAGCCAUGAUUUCAAAACUCAUGCGACUGUACAAACGCUCUCACGGGCUGCGCCAAAUUUGCAAUGUGGCUGUGUACAUUGUUCACCAGGCCUGCACUAUUCAUCUCCUCAACCUACCAGAUAAAUUUGCCAAACGAGAUAUCAUUCAUGGCGUCAAACAUUUAGAGGAGAUCGCAGAAGGCUGGAUCUGUGCCAGGCGCACAUUGUGCAUUCUGAACAUUCUCGCCAAGAAAUGGAACGUCGAAGUCCCCGAGGAAGUCGCCGUUAUACUUGCCAGAGCAGAAUUCGAGUACGGACACACGGACGCGAAUUCGCCCGCUAGUUCCACGAAACAACCUUCUGCCCAUGCGGUCCAGACGUCUCCAGUCGCUACCGUAGCGGCCAUCGAUGUCACUGACCCUGCAGAAUUCAGCAACGAAGCUAUAAUGCCAAGGCAUUUACACGACAAACCCAGUUUUACAGCUUUGCCAAUGCCUCAAUUGAAAGCCAAUAUUAUGGCACCACCACCUCUGCCACAACCGCAAUUACAUCCGCAAACCCCCGUUGUAGCCAACAGGCCAGGACUUGCGCGUGCUUGGAGCUACAAUUCUACGGCCGAAUCCACAGCCUCCAACACGAGAUCGGUCUACAGCCCAGCCGACAUGUUCGGAGGCGUGGAACAGCUUAUCCGCGAUAGUCAGAGGUGGGCAUCUCGCGACCAAGCGCAGCUUGCACAUGGCUUUGCCAACUGGAAUACGGCGGCAAACGAGAUUGAGCAGCACUUUGUGGUAGCGCAGUCGAAUGGCGCCUUGAAUCGUCGCGACAGCCACGUGGCCGCCCGACGAUCGGUCCACCAGAAUGAUCAUAUAGGUGGCGUAGGCGAAGGUGGAACGGGAGAUGGCGCCCGUGCUUUGGCGGCAUUCGGUCGACUUCAGCAGCUUGAUUCCUGUAGGUCCCUAGAUAGCGACAUUGUCGCUCCUGUCGAAAGUUCUGUGACACUCAAUCCGGGUGCGGGCACGAUCAUGCAGGGAGACAUGACAGGAAUGGCGGAGUGGCUUGAUGCCAUGUCGGAUUUGAACACGCAGGCCACCAUGUAUGAUGAGGAAGAUUGGUAUCUGUGA
Dissoconium aciculare CBS 342.82 is the source of this 2841-nucleotide messenger RNA. RefSeq lists its product as uncharacterized. Lineage: Eukaryota; Fungi; Ascomycota; Dothideomycetes; Mycosphaerellales; Dissoconiaceae. Gene Ontology annotation, molecular function: DNA binding; DNA-binding transcription factor activity, RNA polymerase II-specific; zinc ion binding. Gene Ontology annotation, biological process: DNA-templated transcription; regulation of DNA-templated transcription. Bases 1 to 2841 code for a protein of 946 amino acids. The record is from RefSeq and is a predicted model, not a curated record. The transcript has 3 exons.